This is a messenger RNA of Miscanthus lutarioriparius, 261 nucleotides long. Lineage: Eukaryota; Viridiplantae; Streptophyta; Magnoliopsida; Poales; Poaceae. The record is from the annotation of a GenBank genome assembly.
AUGGCCGCCACGGUGCACAAGCCCCUGGGCGCGAUCACCGCCGACGACCUCGCCGUGGCGGCGCCUAGGUCGGAUGCCACCGCGUUCCACUCGGCUUUUCGGCGCGUGCUCGACUCGCACGGCCCCGCCGUGGUGUGGGCGGAGCUCUGCCAGUUCGUGCUUCGUCCAUCCGUCCCCUUCGCCAUCCACCGGAUGCUCUAUUAUGGCUGUUUCGCCGGGUUCCCAUCGCCCAUGCUGCUAGCCUGGACCCUUGACCCAUAA